Nicotiana attenuata is the source of this 1155-nucleotide messenger RNA. RefSeq lists its product as uncharacterized. The coding region runs from base 1 to 1155 and encodes 384 amino acids. NCBI's taxonomy places the organism in Eukaryota, Viridiplantae, Streptophyta, Magnoliopsida, Solanales, Solanaceae. The transcript is spliced from 4 exons. The record is from RefSeq and is a predicted model, not a curated record.
AUGGCCGGACAAGUUUAUAAGGAUAAGGCUACAUUGAAAGAGGUGAUGGAGAAUUAUGCUAUAGCUCAAAGGUUUCAAUUCCGGGUUGAUCGGUCUAAUGCUGUCAGCUAUGCAUUAUUAUGUAUUUCAGAAGAUUGUGAAUGGAGGUUUAAGGCUUCAAGCAUUAACAAAUCAGAACUAUUCAAGGUGAGAGAAUUCAAUGAUAACCAUACAUGUCCGCUGAAGGAUAAGGUGUACGAGCAGCGGCAGGCUAGUAGCAGCCUUAUAGGUGGUAUUAUAAGGCCAAAGCUUACAAACCAUAAGAGGAAAUACACUCCGAGGGACAUUAUUGAUGAUGUGAAAUCAGAUUUAGGUGUAGAUGCUAGCUACAUGUUGGCGUGGAGGGCUAAAGAAAAGGCAAUGAAUUUUCUUAGAGGUGAACCGGCUGAUUCAUACAAAAAAUUACCAGGAUACUUAUAUACAAUGGAUAUGACAUAUCCAGGUUCCCACAUCAGAAUGGUAAAAUCGCCAAAGAAUGAGUUCAUGUACGUGUAUAUAUCAUUGUAUGACUUUAUAAGGGGGUUUGAUCAUUGUAGACCAAUUGUUGUUGUGGAUGGAAGUCACCUAAAAUCUUACUACACCGGUACAUUCGUUUCGGCAAGCACGUUGGAUGGUGCAGGUCAUAUAUUACCACUAGCAUAUGGUGUUAUUGAUUCAGAGAACGAUGCUGCUUGGACGUGGUUCUUUGAGCAAUUCAAGAUAGCAUACGGUGUAAGGAAAACAUGUGCAUCGUUUCAGAUAGAAAUGAGAAGCCAUGCCAAGUUGAGCGAGAUAUACUUUUCGAUGGCAAAAGCAUACACAGAAGCUGAAUUUGACAGUCUAAUGGAGAAGGUAGAUAUUAGGGUGAAAGAAUACUUAGAGUUAGCUGGUUACGAAAAGUGGGCUAGGUUGUAUGCACCUGUUAACAGGGGAUGGACAAUGACGUCAAAUAUUGCUGAGUCAAUCAAUGUCGCACUAGUUUCAAAAAGGGAAUUGCCAAUAUACGACUUCCUCGAAGAAGUUAGGAAGAUGUUUGGACGUUGGAAUUGUAGUAACUGCAAAGAAGCUACACAGACAUACAAGACGCUUGGGAAAAAAAUACCAGGAGAUGCUGGAGUUGAAUGUGUACACGUAUGA